CGUUUGAAGUUCUCAGUAUUGAUCCUGAAUACUACAAAAACAAACAAUCAAAACAUCUGUUUAGGGAAAUUUGGCUGUCAUUCGCACUAAAAAUAUUUUUGUAAACAUUUUGUUAAUAUACCGAUUAUUUCGCCAUUAAAAUAUGCUUUAAAAUAUUAUAAAAAUAAUAAUAACUUAAGUUUUUGACGUGAAAUAGCAAAUAAAACCAUGGAUGACCUAAAUCCACUUGCCGGUACGGCACAUCUUUUGGAAGAAGUGGAUAAGAAGUUAAUGGUGCUAUUGCGCGAUGGACGAACGCUAAUUGGUUACCUGCGCUCAGUAGAUCAAUUUGCCAAUUUGGUGCUGCACCGAACCAUCGAACGAAUACAUGUGGGCAAUGAGUACGGUGAUAUACCUCGUGGAGUGUUCAUUAUACGUGGGGAGAAUGUCGUGUUGCUGGGAGAAAUUGAACUGCCGCUUCUACAGCGAUUCCCAAAUAUAUGCAUUUCCUUUGCAGGAUCGGGAAAAAGAGUCCAAUUUACCACUGAAAGAGAUUUCUGUUGAUGAAAUACUAGAUGCACAACGUAGGGAACAAGAACAGCGGCAGGAGAAACAUCGACUAAUAUCGAAAGCACUAAAGGAGCGGGGUUUAGCUGUAAACACAGAUAUAAUUAAUGAAGACUUUUGUUAAAAAGCUCUUGAUUAAGGUUACAAAUAAUAUGACAUACCUAUCGUAAGUGAGAAAACUGGACGCCGUGAAAAGAAAUAAUAUAUUUUUAAGAACUUUUUCAGCCUU
Rhagoletis zephyria (snowberry fruit fly) is the source of this 775-nucleotide messenger RNA. RefSeq names its product U6 snRNA-associated Sm-like protein LSm1 (gene LSm1). Gene Ontology annotation, cellular component: P-body; Lsm1-7-Pat1 complex. NCBI's taxonomy places the organism in Eukaryota, Metazoa, Arthropoda, Insecta, Diptera, Tephritidae. Gene Ontology annotation, molecular function: mRNA binding. The record is from RefSeq and is a predicted model, not a curated record. Gene Ontology annotation, biological process: deadenylation-dependent decapping of nuclear-transcribed mRNA.